Molecule: messenger RNA, 1029 nt
Organism: Lachancea nothofagi CBS 11611
Lineage: Eukaryota; Fungi; Ascomycota; Saccharomycetes; Saccharomycetales; Saccharomycetaceae
Source: the annotation of a GenBank genome assembly
AUGUCGUCCAAAAACAACUCUUCGCAUCCGGCGAUCAAUCUCAUCGCGGGCGGAACCGCAGGGCUGUUCGAAGCGCUGUGCUGCCAUCCGCUCGACACGAUCAAAGUGCGCAUGCAAAUCCAAUCGCGGGCGCAGAACCCGAGCGCCUCGUCCACGGGCUUUCUCGCCACCGCGCGCCAGAUAGCCCACAACGAAGGGCUGCUGGCGUUCUACAAAGGCCUAGGCGCCGUCGUCAUCGGGAUCAUCCCGAAAAUGGCCAUCCGUUUCACCGCCUACGAGUUUUUCCGCACGUUGCUCGCGGAUCCCAGCACCGGGGUCGUGUCCACGGGGAGCACGUUUCUCGCUGGUGUGGGCGCCGGCAUCACCGAGGCCGUGUUGGUCGUGAAUCCCAUGGAAGUGGUCAAAAUCAGACUCCAGGCCCAGCACGUCCAGUUUGUGCCCUUGGUGGCCGAAGUGGCAGGCGCUACGGGGCCUGGAGGAGCCACAGGCCCGGCCGCGGCCACUUUCUCCAGUGCAGCGUACCAUUCCGGCCAAUCUGCCACUACCAACGUCAAAGCGGCUGCCAAGUACAAAAACGCAGUGCAAGCCGCGUAUCUUAUCGUCACCGAGGAGGGUCCACGAGCCCUGUACCGUGGUGUUUCGCUCACCGCGGCCCGUCAAGCUACAAAUCAAGGUGCCAAUUUCACCGUCUACUCCACUUUGAAAACUAAGCUCCAGGACUACCAUAACACCCAGAUGCUCCCGUCAUGGGAAACCUCUUUGAUUGGGCUCGUUUCCGGUGCCGUUGGCCCAUUUUCCAACGCUCCACUCGAUACCAUCAAGACUCGACUUCAAAAGGACAAAUCCACGUCCAAGACCUCCAGUUUCACCAAAAUCGUUGCCAUCUCCCGACAAUUGAUUCAAGAAGAAGGUUUCCGAGCUUUGUACAAAGGUAUCACUCCUCGAGUCAUGCGUGUAGCACCGGGACAAGCCGUUACUUUUACCGUUUAUGAAUUAAUUCGCAAACAGCUCGAGAGUUUGAGAGACUAA